Messenger RNA from Columba livia (rock pigeon), 7647 nucleotides. RefSeq names its product epidermal growth factor receptor pathway substrate 15 like 1 (gene EPS15L1). The record is from RefSeq and is a predicted model, not a curated record. Bases 86 to 2890 code for a protein of 934 amino acids. Gene Ontology annotation, biological process: endosomal transport; endocytosis. The transcript is spliced from 25 exons. Gene Ontology annotation, molecular function: cadherin binding; calcium ion binding. Gene Ontology annotation, cellular component: cytoplasm; plasma membrane; clathrin coat of coated pit. Lineage: Eukaryota; Metazoa; Chordata; Aves; Columbiformes; Columbidae.
GCGCUGCCGGGGCCUCCGCCGCUCGCCCCGCCCUCCCCCGCCCGCCUUCCCCCGCCCCGGCGCUGCCCGAAUCAGUGGGAGGAAGAUGGCGGCGCUCAUCCCCCUCAGCCAGCAGUUUUCCACUGGGAAUCCGUUGUACGAAACUUAUUACAAACAGGUAGAUCCAACAUACACAGGGAGAGUUGGGGCGAGCGAAGCUGCGCUGUUUCUUAAAAAAUCUGGUCUCUCUGAUAUUAUCCUUGGAAAAAUAUGGGAUUUGGCUGAUCCAGAGGGCAAAGGCUACUUGGAUAAACAGGGUUUCUAUGUCGCGUUGCGCCUUGUGGCAUGUGCACAGAACGGGCACGAUGUCAACCUGAGCAGCCUGAACUUGACUGUGCCACCUCCUAAAUUUCAUGACACUAGCAGUCCUUUGCUGAUGACCCCACCUUCCACAGAGACGCACUGGGCUGUUAGGGUGGAAGAAAAAGCAAAGUUUGAUGGUAUUUUUGAAAGCCUUUUGCCAGUAAAUGGUUUACUUUCAGGAGACAAAGUAAAACCAGUACUGAUGAAUUCAAAGCUACCUCUCGAUAUCCUAGGAAGGGUGUGGGAUCUCAGUGACAUUGAUAAGGAUGGGCACCUGGACAAGGAUGAAUUUGCUGUGGCAAUGCACUUGGUUUAUAGAGCCCUUGAGAAAGAGCCAGUUCCUUCCCUGUUACCCCCUUCUCUCAUACCACCUUCCAAAAGAAAGAAGACGCCGGUUUUCCCUGGCGCGGUUCCUGUUCUCCCCGCGAGUCCUCCGCCGAAAGACAGUCUGCGUUCCACCCCGUCGCACGGGAGCGUCAACAGCCUCAACAGCACGGGGAGCUUGUCUCCCAAGCACAGCAUCAAACAAGCACAGCCCGCUGUGAACUGGGUAGUACCAGUGUCCGAAAAAGUGCGAUACGAUGAAAUUUUCUUAAAAACAGACACAGACAUGGAUGGUUUUGUGAGUGGCCAAGAAGUAAAGGACAUUUUUAUGCAUUCAGGUCUGUCUCAGAAUCUCCUGGCACAUAUAUGGGCUUUGGCAGACACGAGGCAGGUGGGGAAGCUGAGCAAAGAUCAGUUUGCGCUGGCGAUGUAUCUCAUCCAGCAGAAGGUCAGUAAAGGGGUUGACCCUCCACAAGUGCUGUCCCCAGAGAUGAUCCCUCCCUCGGAGAGGAGCACUCCCAUACAGACUCUGUCAGGUUACUUGACCCCUGUAGGAACCGAGAUCUCAGCCCUGACAGAAAUGCGUCGUGAUAGUUCGAGUUCCGUUGGAUCAGGAGAAUUUACAGGGGUGAAGGAACUGGAUGAUAUUAGUCAAGAAAUUGCACAGCUGCAGAGAGAAAAAUACUCGCUAGAGCAGGACAUUAGGGAAAAGGAAGAAUCAAUCAGACAGAAAACCAAUGAAGUUCAGGAACUGCAAAACGAUUUAGACAGGGAGACAAGUAACCUGCAAGAGUUAGAGGCUCAGAAACAAGAUGCCCAGGACCGCCUGGAUGAGAUGGACCAGCAGAAGGCCAAGCUGAAGGACAUGCUGAGCGACGUCCGGCAGAAGUGCCAGGAAGAAACGCAGGUGGUGAGUAUUUCAUCACUAAAAAUGCAGAUUCAGUCUCAGGAGUCAGAUCUGAAAUCGCAGGAGGAUGACCUGAACAGAGCCAAAGCAGAGCUGAACCGCCUCCAGCAGGAGGAGACGCAGCUGGAGCAGAGUAUCCAGGCUGGAAAAGUGCAGCUCGAAACAAUCAUCAAAUCUUUAAAAUCAACACAGGAAGAAAUAAACCAGGCAAGAAGUAAACUCUCUCAACUUCAGGAGAGUCACCAAGAAGUCAAUAAGAGUAUAGAAGAAUAUAACGAAGCUCUCAACGGGAUUCACGGUGGUAGCUUGACGAAUUUAGCGGACAUAAGCGAAGGCCUUGGGCAGACGGAAAGAAACAGCUAUGGAGCUAUGGAUGAUCCAUUUAAGAAUAAAGCUUUGAUGUUUACCAAUAACAGCCAGGAGCUGCACACAGACCCCUUCCAGUCAGAAGAUCCUUUCAAAUCGGAUCCGUUUAAGGGAGCCGACCCGUUCAAAGGCAGUGACCCCUUCCAGCAUGACCCUUUUGCAGAACAGCCACCUGCUCCAGCAGAUCCAUUUGGAGGAGAUCCGUUUAAGGAAAGUGACCCAUUUCGUAGUUCUGCCCCUGAGGAUUUCUUCAAGAAACAGGUGAAGAGUGACCCGUUCACCUCAGAUCCGUUCACAAAGCCCCCUGCUUUACCCUCCAAGCCCGACCCUUUUGAAAGCAGCGAUCCCUUUACAUCUUCCAGCGCCUCUUCUAAAGGUCCAGAUCCGUUUGGAACUCUGGACCCGUUUGGAAGCGGCGCUUUCAGCAGCGGUGAAGGAUUCGCAGACUUCAGUCAGAUGUCAAAGUCAGUUGCUCCAGACCCCUUCGCCUCCUCCUUUGGAGGGAUGGGCUUCUCUGAUGACCCUUUCAAAAGCAAAUCCGACACACCAGCGUUACCGCCGAAGAAAAAUGUCCCUCCACGCCCCAAGCCACCCAGCGGUAAAAGCACUCCCGUCAGCCACCUGGGCCCUGCAGAUUUCCCCAAGCCCCACGACCCGUUCCAGCCGUUCGGGGCUGACGGCAGCGACCCGUUCCAGAGUAAAAAGGGCUUUGGGGACCCGUUUAGUGGAAAAGAUCCGUUUGCUCCCUCCUCUUCGAGUAAAACUGCUAAAGACUCUUCCGUGGGGUUUGCAGACUUCAGCUCUUUUGGCAAUGAGGAGCAGCAGCUGGCGUGGGCCAAGCGCGAGAGCGAGCGAGCGGAGCAGGAGCGGCUGGCGCGGCUGCGGAGGCAGGAGCAGGAGGACCUGGAGCUGGCCAUCGCGCUCAGUAAGGCCGACAUGCCCAGCUCCUAAAGAGCUGCCGCGGCUCCGCCCGCCCGGGAACCCUGGGCACGGCUCCUACAAAAUACUGAAAUCAAGGGUUAUGUCGUGAAAAUCGUUUGAGUCACCGUCAACUCUAAGCAAGACUGGUUACGUCCAACCGGGCUCCGUGUGGCUUCUCAGCGCGCAGGAAACACUGUCUAAGCUGUACUGUCACGUCCUAGAGAAAAAUUACUGCUUGUAACAAAUUGAACAUAUGGCGCGAAGAUACUGAAGGCAAAGUUUCUUCAUCUGGAAGACAGCGUUGCACGUGGUCGACUGCGACUUGGGAAGCUGGCAUUUUAUUACCUGAGUUCCAGUGGGUUUUUGAGGCUGCAGUAUGAAUUUCAAAGAAAAUUUCGUAAAAGGAAAAUAUUUCUAGAAUUAGCUUUCACUUGUUACGUUUAUUCAAUAAUUCAUGGUAGGCUAAUCAGUAUGGCAGCUGCAUCAUCUGUGUCAAAGUCUCCAGCAUAAAUUCAGUAUUAGAUGGUCCCUUUUAUGCAGGAGAUGUGGCUUUUACAAGAGAAUCUGGCGAUUUAUGUGUCAUGAAUACAACCAUAGUCAUGUGUAUAAAACAUUACAGAUUUGAAACCUCUAUGAAUGACCAGUUGAACUGCAUGCGGCGGCGUAAAAGAGGGAGUUAAUUCAGUUGUAGUGAAUGGGUAAAUAAUUUGGCAAUGAAAUCAGUAGGUAAAAUCGUGCUUGAUCUUCUAAGCAAAUACAACUGCAGGACUGCGGUACGAGCUCGAGUGCUGCUUUUGUGUCAGAUCAAGCGAUGGAAACCGUAACAAGAUUGAGCCACACUCACCCCUACAACUCAUUGUCCCUCUUUGGCUCCAGCUCCAGACACCGAGCGUGUUACUGGCGUUACCUGCCCAGCGUGUCUGCGUUACCGCUGUUUCUUGAAUUCCACCCAUCUUCUAGCACAGGGUUACCAAUCAGAUAUAAUGAGCUGAAAUAAGGCCAAGCUGCAACAGAUCUUAUUUGCCAAAUGCACGUUCAUGCGUUAGGUUCUCGUAGUACUGGUAGACUGGAGUGACUUUAAAAUACAACCUGCAGGAACAGUCAGGAACAGAUUUUAUAUCCACCUGUAGAACUCCGUACUUCCACCUGCUAAGGGUAACGCAGAAUGUGUUUUACAUGUCAUACAUAAGUCCUUAUGAUAAGUCUGUGAAUUAUUUACUUACUAAAAAUGCCUUUUUCUGAUUACAGGAAUUCUAAAACUUCAGUUGUCUUUGCCUUGAACUUUAAUGUCUAAAUAGAAAAGGCAUCUAGCACAAAGUUUUUAAAACGUCCUUAAUGUAAAUCUGCUUUCCUGACCUUGGUUCUGUAGGGAUACAGAGCUUAACAGUCUGGUUUCACUGGUGCACCCUUUAACAUUUGCUCGAUUUGUUUUGAAAAUGUGGCAUUCCUUCAUCAUCUCUAGUGCAUUUCUACUCUGCAUGUCCUGGCUUCCCUGCUUUUGUUUUUCAUAGUACAAAGUUAGUGCCUGUUCAUGGAAUGACAACAACCUGUCCCCGUUCUGGGGUAAUCGCAGCAUCCCAGAGUGUCAGGGGUUGAAGGGUCCUGGAAAGCUCAUCCAGUGCAAUCCCCCAUGGAGCAGGAACACCCAGAUGAGGUGACACAGGAAGGUGUCCAGGCGGGUUGGAAUGUCUGCACAGAAGGAGACUCCACAACCCCCUGGGCAGCCUGGGCCAGGCUCUGCCACCCUCACCAGGAAGAAGUUUCUUCUCAGAUUUAAGUGGAACCUCUUGUGUUCCAGUUUGCACCCAUUACAGAACCUGAUUGGAAAUCCUUUCUUCUUUUUCUCUUAAAUACGUUAGAUUAAAUGAUCAAACACUAAAACAUCAACAAAUUCUCGUUUCUGUUGGUGCACAGGACGUGAAGGCUCCGGGGUCAAGCUGGAGUCUGCCUGCAGGCAUCGCGAGGCGAAACUUUGCUAUGAAAGCGCAAUGUCCAAAACUUGCUGCAGGCUUCUCAGCGAAGUUAAACCAGUGGUACCAUGUGUGAGAUUCUCCUUCUCCUUUGGGCUGAGUCUCCGUGGUGUCUCUUCUGCUCCGCAAACACCCCGUUCGUGUGCGGUGCCACUUUAGGGAGGAAACGCCUUUUUGGGCUGCUGCUCAGGUGCCGUCUCCGGUGGGUGGAUGAGCUGAACGGCUUCAUUUGCUGAGUUACGCACCAGGACAGAACUUCCUGCUGCUCUGUGGGUGCUCUGGAACACGGUGCUCUGUCACGCUUCUAGGGCAGUGAGUCGGUGGUUUUAACAUGUUCAGCAGAAAUGUGAAUUAAUCCAGCAUUCCAUAUAGUGUAAGAACUAAUUGCUCAUUUUCCUGUCUCCUUAUUGAGUCGUUCUUCAGAUUUGCUUGGACAGUAACAAAAGGUGGAGCAGAUGGAGGCGGACAGAACGUGUCCUCUCUGCACAGUGCGUUAGAUUUGGUAACCUUAGUUUUACUGGAACAGCCUGGAUUCACAGUUUUAGACGCUGCAGAAGAAAAAGUCGCUGGGAUUUCUCCCCGUCGUGUUUCAGACCGUUUUCCAUGUCAAAAGGAAGUGACGGAUGUCCUUCCCUUUGCCUGUAACUCAGUGGUUUGUAUGAUACCUGCACUUGUUCUUCUAACACAAAACUUUGUCGCGAGACGCUGAUCGGCUUCUUCCUCCAGAAUGAUGACAUUUAAAGCACAGAGAAAAUAUGUACAGUGCGCGAUAUGUAAAAUGUGAGUAUACACAAUGCAUAUACAGUGUACAUUGAGAUCCAUGUUAUCUGUGUCUAUGUGUAUGUAUAUAUAUAUAGUGUAUUGUAUAAUGUAAUAAUUGUGUAUAUACUACAUACGUCCACAUACUAUGUCUAGUAUAUAAUUACUUGUGCUGUACAUAAAAUGUGUAUAUACAGUGAAUAUGUAGAAUAUGCACAUAUAUUCUGUAUGUUAAAGCUCAUGUGUAUGUAUGUGCUCUCUAAGCGGAGGUGGACGGAGGAAUGUGCAGGUCGGGUCUUGGCUCGUGGGAUUUCAGAGUCCCGGUGAAGGGUGGAGAGCAGGGCGGUGACAGUGGCUUCCAGCGGGUCGGUGUGGGACCGGCGCCGCCGGGCAGAGCUGCGCCGUGAGCGAGCGCCCGCGUGGCCUCGCCUUCUGUCGUGGCUUAAAGUGGCUUUGGAGCGGAGGCUCCAUUUCUGAUCUCCUUGCGCGUGCCACUCGUGUCAUCGUCACCUUCUUUCCUCUAGGCUGAGGCGGUGAUUUUUCUCCUGCAUUUGCUUGUAGGUUAGCGUCUCUUUAAAACUGAUUUUCAAGAAGCGGUUCCCAUUCGCACACACCCCGAACAGCCACACGCUAAGGCGGAAAACAUGGUUUUCUUGCUUCAUUCCAGUUCUAUAGGUUGUGCAGAAUCAUCUGGAUUGCAGCUCUGGUUUUCCUCCCUUUCCACCUCAGCUUGGCUUUGGCAGGAAUGAGCGUCCAUUGCAUUCUUGGCUCCGGGGAAGGAGCGGAGGUGAUUCUGCUCUGACUGGGAUCAGUUAUGAGGCUCUGGCGCCUUGAGCAAUCGCCGGGGAGGUUUUUGCAGCAGCACACGUGUGUGUUGUGCCGCGUGUUGUCAGCGCCGGGUGACUCACGGGCAGCCCCGAAUUGCACACAGCACUUAAACCAGGAGGGACGGGCAAUUACUCACAUGGAACCUACGCAGGCAAGCUCUGUGUGUAGGACACAGGUAUUGAAUUACCCGCAUUAUCCUUUAUAGACCCGUACGUCCCGGUUUGCCUCCAGUGCUUUCCCCGAGUUAUACUGUAAACCGCCCCCGUCGUUCUGCAAUAAAGCAGAUCUCAUAAAGCGCUGCGGCCGCGCUAACGCCGUACGGAUGGGUUAUAGUGCACAUUGUCCUUGGGGCGUCCCUGCCCCACCGCGUCUCAUUCCGCUCCCCGUGCGGCAGAUUCCAAACUGCGUUGGCCUGUGCAGCGUUCUCUUCUCUUUAAAUUCGAGCCUGUGAAACCUGUCGUCAGAAAUUGUGUAGAACUUGCUCUGCCAUCCUACGCUCAGAGAUCAUGCACUUUUUUCGGGAUUCUCCUUCUAAUCCUUUUGGGGUUGCGAUUUCUUCCUCGGUGUUUCUCCGUUGGGAAGGGGCUCUGUCCCAGCAGAACUGUCGCGUCCCCCGGGUCCCGUUCCUCCUCUCUUGGGUGUUUCAUUCCUCCCUCUCAGGAAUUUCGUUUCUGUUUGAUGCUCAUUUAGAGUCGCGACCCUGUUCAGGCAAAUUGAUCUUGUGCUCAUAACGAUCCAGUUCAAACAUCUGGCAGCGCUGGAACAGCGUGAUCUCUGGUGCGUGCCAACUGCUGCAUCUCCCCAUAGGCUUAGAGUCAAUACCUUAAUUUUAUUAAUUGGCACACCCGUUUUAUCAGUUGGUAUAGUGCUCUUUUUACUUGAAAGUUUUAUAAAUAAAGGCUAAUUUGUUAUGAAAUGAAAAUUUCAUUUUUCCUUCCCGUUUAAGUUUAUCUGUGCCAGGAGCCGUGCGACGUGCUUCGUCGCUGGCAGCCGCGCGCCCUCCUGCCCUCGUGCUGCAGCCCGGCCGGGACGGCGCAGCGUGGAAACGGACGUUGACCCAAAUCUGACCAGUGUCUCCAAACAUGUACAUUACUGUAGCUAUAUUUAUCUUUCAAACAUCAUAACACAUUGAAAGGUAUUUUAAUUUUAACCCAUCUCAUGUGUUUAUUGUUUAAUAUUAUAAGAGAAAUGUUAUUGUUUAAUAUAAUAAAUGAGAAGUUACUUUUUGGA